GCGCGCGUGAGGGCGGGCUCUGGAGACGACGAAGCCAAUGGCGGGCCGCGAGAGGCGACGGGGCGGGGAGGACGACGGUCGCUCGCCCAACCCGAAGCUCGGGAGGUGGCCGGAGAGUGAAUUUUCUGGAAGGCGACUUUGAAGGCGCCGGGCCGGGCCGGGCCGGAUCGAGGGGGCCGUCUCGGUGUGGCCGCCGCCCCGGGGUGCGAGCCGCGCCUAGGCCGCGGAGGAAGGCGCCCGCGAACCCCCCGCCCCCCCCCCCCAGGAUGAACCACAAGAGCAAGAAGCGCAUCCGCGAGGCCAAGCGCAGCGCCCGGCCGGAGCUCAAGGACUCGCUGGACUGGACCCGGCACAACUACUACGAGAGCUUCCCUCUGAGCCCGGCGGCCGUGGCGGAUAACGUGGAAAGGGCCGACGCUUUACAGCUGUCGGUGGGAGAGUUUGUGGAGCGCUACGAAAAACCGUACAAGCCCGUGGUUCUGCUGAAUGCCCAAGAGGGCUGGUCUGCGCAGGAGAAAUGGACUUUGGAGCGCCUAAAAAGGAAAUACCGCAACCAGAAGUUCAAGUGCGGUGAGGAUAACGAUGGCUACUCCGUGAAGAUGAAGAUGAAGUACUACAUCGAGUACAUGGAGAGCACGCGGGAUGACAGCCCCCUCUACAUCUUUGACAGCAGCUAUGGCGAACACCCCAAAAGAAGGAAACUUUUGGAAGACUACAAGGUGCCCAAGUUUUUCACGGAUGACCUUUUCCAGUAUGCAGGGGAGAAGCGCCGGCCCCCUUACAGGUGGUUUGUGAUGGGGCCACCACGUUCUGGAACUGGGAUUCACAUUGACCCUCUGGGAACCAGCGCCUGGAAUGCCUUAGUUCAGGGCCACAAGCGUUGGUGCCUGUUUCCUACCAGCACUCCUCGAGAACUCAUCAAGGUGACUCGAGAAGAAGGAGGGAACCAACAAGAUGAAGCAAUUACCUGGUUUAAUGUUAUUUAUCCCCGGACCCAGCUUCCAACCUGGCCACCUGAAUUCAAACCCCUGGAAAUCUUACAAAAACCAGGAGAGACUGUCUUUGUGCCAGGGGGCUGGUGGCAUGUUGUCCUCAAUCUUGACACUACCAUUGCCAUCACCCAGAAUUUUGCCAGCAGUACCAACUUCCCUGUUGUGUGGCACAAGACGAUACAGCACGGGCAGCGGCAGUGCAAGCCACCCCCAGCCACCCCGUGCCACUGUGUCCCAACCCUGACCUGGAGGGACCAGCUCUCGGGGAUCUUGAAACAGGAGCACCCUGAGCUGGCAGUCCUGGCCGACGCCGUCGACCUCCAGGAAUCCACAGGGAUUGCCUCUGACAGCUCCAGUGACUCCUCCAGCUCCUCCUCCUCCAGCUCGUCCGACUCAGACUCAGAGUGUGAGACUGGGUCUGAAGGCGAUGGGAUGAUGCACCGUAGGAAGAAGAGGAGGACGUGCAGUGUGGUGGGGAACGGGGACACCACCUCGCAGGAUGACUGCGUGAGCAAAGAGCGCAGCUCCUCCAGGUGACCACGCCAGCCGGCAGUGGACGAGGAUGUGCUCAGAGGGGCAGGACCCGGGGAAGGCAGCCCAGCCCACUCGGGAGGGCUGCUGUGAGCCCGAGGAGGAGGAGGAGGCCUCACGCAUCUGCUGCCGUGGUUUGUUCUCUGUUAUAAAGGCAAGAUCGUGUGUGUGGCGCCAUCAAGACCCUUUGUCUAUUUAAUAAAAGUGAAUCCAUUUUA
Messenger RNA from Perognathus longimembris pacificus (Pacific pocket mouse), 1741 nucleotides. RefSeq names its product jumonji domain containing 6, arginine demethylase and lysine hydroxylase (gene Jmjd6). The record is from RefSeq and is a predicted model, not a curated record. Gene Ontology annotation, cellular component: cytoplasm; nucleus. The coding region runs from base 267 to 1529 and encodes 420 amino acids. Gene Ontology annotation, biological process: phagocytosis. The transcript has 7 exons. Gene Ontology annotation, molecular function: P-TEFb complex binding; histone H4R3 demethylase activity. NCBI's taxonomy places the organism in Eukaryota, Metazoa, Chordata, Mammalia, Rodentia, Heteromyidae.